CCCCCGCCAGCCACAAUGGUGGGUCUCUGCAGCGCGACAGAGACGCACCCCUUCCCGCCGCCUCUUGCAACUUUCCGCCGAGCCGCGUUGUUUGGCAACGGGCACGACUCUCCACCAAUAGGAGCGCUCCGGCUGCCCAGCGUUCCACGGUUGCCUGGCAACCCUGGCCGGGGACGUUCCACGGUUGCAGAGGCGGCCCCGCGCUGGGCGCGGCGGAGGGAUGCGCGGCGCGGCCUCGGGGCCACGGGAGUGAUAAAAAUGGCUUCCGUUCCCGAGAGACCAGGACCUUGGGUGAAGGAUCAUUGUGAUUACCUGCUAGAUUCUAUUGAUGCUCAGCUCAGCCAGCUCCAGGAACCCAGUGGAAUAAUCAAGGGCAGCAGUGACAGUGGGAAGGCUUCUCUCAAGAAAACUGCAGGCACUGAUGCCACAGCAGAUCUGGGCGGAUGCUCUGGGGUCAGGGACAGAGAGGCCUCUCCGGGGGAAGACCCGUCCUCUUGGGAAGAGGAUUGUGCCUGGUGGCUGGUGCGUUUCCUCGACUUGGGGACCGCCCUAGGAGACAGGAGCAGAUCGGACUCAGUUUGCACGGAAGACUUUGCGGCCAAGUUUAACGAGGUCCUGGUGGAUCCCCUGCCCGGCUCUGAAGAGGAGAGCAGUGCCUUGGCUCUUGACUUGGGGCCUCUAAAAUGCGCUACUCGAGAUCCGGUUAAUACUUCUUCGCCUUUCGCGGACUACGAAGCGGCCUUGGAUUGUCUCUCGGUAGAUUCAGCAAGAAAGCAAGGAAUCGCCCAGUUGCCUAAGGGAGGGUCUGAGGAGGAAUGGGACCAGGAGAAGGAUUUGGCUGGCCGUUCGAGAGAUGCUCCACCGUUGUAUAUUCCACACAGAAUUAAGAGCGCAGAGUCUCUAGGAGAGCAGAUCUCAUGGCUUAGUCGGAAGUGGUCCACGGAUGAGACAUGGAAGAGGGUUUUUCAGCUCACGCCCCUGAGCUCCGGGAAGGGGUCUCUGGGCUCGGAGAUCUCCCCGCGAAGCAUCUUCCUGGGGCCACAGCAGGAGCAAAGAGGUUCAGAGGACUCUUUUGAGUGGGUUCAGGAUCCUCACGAAAAUACAGAGAGCCCAUUGCUCCUUGAAGAUUUGAGGCCUUCCCAGCUGCUCCCAGCGUCUAAUGUAAAAACUGUUUUGGAUGGUGGGUCCCCAUCUGUGGGGACAGCAGGAUGCGGCCACCCCAAGGAGACCAGCUGCCCAAGGGGUUCGUUGGAUGUGGCCUGCCUGUGCACCAUCAGAGCAUCUUUGGUACCCUCUAAUGAAGAGGAUGGAGGUGGAUCAAAAACCCCUUUGUGUCUUUAUCCACAGGGAGCCUGGGACUCUGGUAAAACACAGAGGCCAGCAGAGAUCGGCAUGGACAGUGGUGCCACUCGGGCUACUGUGUAUUCCCAUAAGGCUCUGGGCUCAGCCAGUGAUGGCUGUAUGGGAUGCAGGAAGGAAUGGAUCAUGCAUCCCCAUUGCACAGAUGGGCGCAAUGAGGCUCUGGAAUCAAAGGAGUGUGGCAGUUUGGGGGCUCAGCACCAUGAUCCCCAGUCUGAGCUGAACCAGGGCUGGAUGGAGUCCUUUCAGGGCAAACCUGUGGCAGGUGAGGUUACCCGGAGCCAGGAAGGGCUGUCCACCGGCCUCAGUGUCAAGAAGAGCCUCUUGCCGCCACAGCGGGAUUUGCUGAGGUCCCCCAGUUGCAGUGAUGGAGGCAGCAAAGAGGAAGACGAGGAGUUUGCCAGGUUAUGCAGGACCAGCGAGUCAUGGAAGUGGGAUGCGAGCAGAGGAUCCGAACCCAGUGGGAAAAGAGCUGAGCUGGGAGGCUACAGAAACCUCGAGGCCCUGGAAUUGGAAGAAGAAAAAUUGUCACAGAAAAGGGCCCAGAUCCGCGAAGCUGACGUGUCCCUGCAGAGUGUCCUCCAGCAGAAAAAGCAUGUCGCUCUGGAGCUGGAGACUUUUCGGGAGGCCCUGGAGAAGAGCCAGAGGGAGGCGAGGAGGCUGCAGCUGAUCAUGGAAGAGAAGCGGAGCCAAGCGGAUGAGGCCAGGGCUGACCUGUUGCUCCUGGAGUACAAGCGGGAAGCCUGCCUGAGGGACCUGCUGGCGCUGGAGCAGGAGCUGAGCGUGCUGAGGAGCCAGAGGAGCCAGCAUGGGGCUGCCCAGGCAGACGUGUCUCGGUUAGCCGCUGAGAGGGAAGAGCUGAAGUUCCAGGUGAGCCAACUGGAAGGCAAGCUGUCUUCCUUGAAGCAUCAGCUGAAGUCCUCCAGAAUAGAGCUGGCCUCUGUGAAGGAAACCUCAGGGGACAGAGCAGGGCCACUGCAGGAGGUUGCUCCAGGGGCCAGUGAGGCCGGUGUGCGGCGGGUGCAGGGGCUGGAGCGGAGGAUCUCUGCUCUGCAGGCAAGCCUCAGGGAGAAGGAGCUGGAGCUCUCGAGGCUGCGCCAGACCGUCUCUGCCUUGGAGGCUGAAAAAGCGUCUUGGAGCGUCACUGCAGAGAGCCUGGCAGAAGAGCGCAAGAAGCAGCUGGACUUGUUGCGGCAACAGAAGGAGGAAGAACUUACUCAGCUGCAGGAAGAGCUGGAGGGCAAAAAGCAGCAGGCCCUGCGAGAGCUUGCAGAGAGCCUGAAGCAGGCAAAAGCCAGAGCCCUCCAGGAGCAAGCGGCCAAAUUUCAGAAAGAAGCAGAAGACCUUCGCAAGACCAUAAAGGAGCGAAAUGCUGAAAUUGCCCAGCAGCGGAAAGCUAUGGAACAGCAAGCCAAAGAGCUAAAGCAGGAAGCUCAGGAACUGGUUCAGAACUCGCUGCUCCAGGAAUGGAAGAGCCAAGAGGCCGAGACGAGGGCCGCCCUCCAGAUGCAGCGCAAGGCCCUGGAAGAGCAGGAGCGGAAGAUGCGGGGGGAACUCCAGGAAGCCCUGGAGAAGGAGAGGAAACUCAGCCUGGCCUUGCGGGACGAAGCAGACGACCUCCGCAAGAGGAUCCAGGUGUUGGAGGGCGAGGCUCGGGAGAAGAAGGGGGCCAUGGAAGACCUCCGGGCUCUGCUGCAAGCAGAGAAGGCAGAAGCCUUGAGGAGGCUGCGAGAGGAGCUGGAGUUGGAAAAGGAAAAGUGGCGAAUGCAGUUGCAGCGGGCGGAGGAAGAACAGCGCCUCCUGCUGGCCAAGCAGCGCGAGACGUCCCAGGCACAGACUGCAAGGGCUGACUGCUCUCUGGCCAGGGAGGUUGCCUUGGCAUGCCAGAGACUCCGGGACCUGCUACCCCAAAAGGCCGGCCUGCCCCAGACGCUGCAAGGACCCCGGAAGUCCUGGCCACUAUCUCAGGCUACCUCUCUUCACCCCCCAAGGAAGCCAGCGCUCCUCUCCUCCAGCCACGCCCUCCGGGCCUUGCAAGAGGUGACAGAAGAAACUCAGCACUACCUCCGAGAACUAAAGCGUGAGGCAGAGUCGCAGAGGCACCAGGCCCUUCAGACCCAGAGGGAGAAGGAGCGGGAGCUGAGGCAGCAGCAGGAGAAGCUUCACCUGGAGAACCAGUCGGCUCUAGAUGCUCUGAAGGAGCAACUAGUUCAGGAGCACCUGGAAGACAUCGCCACCUUGCAGAGCAGCUGGGUGAAGGAGACAGCGGGGAAGGAAGACGCAUCGCUGCGCCAGCAGCUGCAGAAGGACGGCGAGCAGCAAAGCCAGAGAAGUGUGGCCUCUGGGAAGGGCAGGACAUCCUGCCAACUGGCCAGUGAGUUUAAGGAGGAGCUGAAGGCGGAGGUGGAGAGGCGCCUGUCCAGGGACAAGCCCAUGGAUUUUCACAGGAACCUAGAGGCAUCUGGUUCGGAAUUCAGACAGUUCUGCAUGGGCCGAAAUGAAUACCUGCACCCCGGCCCACUCUGUUCUCCGGCGCUGAAUGCAGACCCUUUCUCCAGCCAGCGCCUCUUCAGCACCCCAAGACUGUUGCAGCACCUGCAGAGACGAAUCCAAGAACUGAGGGCGGAGAAUGCCCUGUAUUGCAGAGGCAGCACAAGUAGCUAUGGCCAUUUGCGGGGAGAUCUCACCUGCAGAAGCAAGAGGCACCUGACAUCAGAGCUCUCCUCCUCUCAGCUACACAGGAAGAGCAGCUGGAAGUAGAACAGUCUUGAGUGGGACGGAGGAGGUGUCCCAACAGUGAGGAAUGGUGCUUUGUGCGGAGUACAGCAGAGGAAGGAAUAACCAUGACCGGAAGAGCAGAUUUUGAAGCUGCUGGUUUGAGGACAUCACAAGAGCUCUGAAGCUGGAGGUCCAACUCAUCCAGCAUCCUGUUCUCACACUGGGCAACUAGACGUCUCUGGUGGUCAAUUAGAUGUCUCUGGGAAGCCUGAAAGCUGGACCCGAGAUAUUAGUCUCUUGCAGCAAAUAGUCCUGUAGCACCUUAAAGACUAACACAUGUAUUCUGGCAUAAGCUUUCAUCGGCUAUAGACUGCUCCGCAAACACAUGUGCCAUCUGCAAGUAGGAAAUUCAUUUUUAUAAUACUAAACAGAGAGCCAGCGUGGCAUAGUGGUUAGUGUCAGAGCAGGGAGAACCAGGGUUCUAAAUCCCUGCUCAGCCAUUAACCUCCCUGCCCAUCACUGACUCGCAGACUAAACCUACCUCACAGGGUUGUUGUGAGGAAAAAAUGGAGAGGGGUCAAAGCAUUCAUGCCACAUUGAGCUCCUUCGAAGCAAAGUGGGAUAUAAAUGUAACACAUAAAAUGAUGCAAUGGGGAACUUUAAAAAAAAAAUUUAAAGUGCUGAGUUUGGGCAGCUGUUUGCAGCUAAUCUGGUCAGUUGUGUGAUUGUGGCUAUAAUUGUGCUAUAAUGGCAACCAAGGAUGGCAAAGGGUCCCUAAGAGAUUCCUCGCAAGUGGUGAUAAAUUUGUCAGAAUAAGCCUUUAUCUUUAAAAAAUAAUAAUAGUAGGAUUUCUAAUCAAUUUUUUGAAAUGGAAGUAAAAGGAGUUCAAAUUGAUGAUGCUGAACAAGAACUAGACAGUAAGAACUGUUGGAUAGUGGAACGGUAUCCCUCAGAAGGUGAUGGAAUCUCCUUCAUUGGAGGUUUCUAGCAGAGAUGGGGGUGGCACCUGUCAGGUAUUUUCUUUAGCUGCAAUUCCUGCAUAGCAGGGGGUUGGACUAGAUGACCCUUGGGGUCCCUUCCAACGCUACAGUUCUGAUAAAGGUCUGGAGAUGUCAAAACAAGAAACAUCCCAAGUCAUUUUCUCUCCCUCUUCCCUAUAAUGCAGGGAUAGGGAACCCUUUUCCCCCUCAGUCUGAGUUUUAGUCACAGUGAGAUAAGCAGAGUGUGUUGUUGCGUUUUAUUUCUGGCUUUGCCAACCUGGUGUGCUUUGGAUGUUUCAGACUACAACUCCCAUAAGCCCCAGCCAGUGCACACACCAGGUGCAUGCUUACUUUAUUAAGUCAGAAAUGUAGUGCAAGACUACUUUAAAGGUUACUAUUAUUUUAA
This is a messenger RNA of Podarcis muralis (Common wall lizard), 5463 nucleotides long. NCBI's taxonomy places the organism in Eukaryota, Metazoa, Chordata, Lepidosauria, Squamata, Lacertidae. The record is from RefSeq and is a predicted model, not a curated record.